Messenger RNA from Moneuplotes crassus, 1750 nucleotides. The record is from the annotation of a GenBank genome assembly. Lineage: Eukaryota; Ciliophora; Spirotrichea; Euplotida; Euplotidae.
GCAUGUGAAGCCCUCUGAUGCGCUGCACGUACCCAGGAUUAACAGCAAGUCGAGGAGAAUGGCGACACCGAAGAGGCAAGAUAACCUCUCAGUCAAUGACUCACUGUACCAAGACGCUGAACGUAGAAGACAAAGACAGCAAGACCACCUCAGAACUAGCAAAUCGAAAGAAAAACAGAAAUACCAGCAACAGCGUGAGCGACCCAGCAACCGCUCAAGAAAAAUUCUGAUCAAGAAGUACCUGAUCGAGUUCGACGGAAUCUCUCAGAAACUUGGAGUCGGUGGAGACCCUGAGUCUCCGAUCCACUACACCCAGUACAUCAUGCUGAUGCAGCAGCUUGGCCUUGUGUCCGACCAGAACGAGACAGACCUCGACAAACUCAAGAUGGUCUGGGGCAUCAUCCAGGAUCAGAACUCCGAUCAAGACACUGGACACUACUGCAGAAAGCACUCGCUCAAAGUGAUCUGUGCAGCCAUUUGAGGCUUCAAGACCAAGUGGAUGUUCAGAGACUACACUCGGGGCCAGAACGUCAAGGCCAAGGCACCCAAGAGAAGUGUGAUUGAUCUGAAUGGAGACCAGAGCGGAAUCAAGCUGGACAUUGGAUGCUUCAUUGAAGGACUAUUCUUUCUGAACCACAAAGAAGAGUGAGGAUAUGUACAACGGUUGUUUUCUUCGUUAUACACAAACAGAAUAAUAAAGAAGGAAGAGCGAAAACAACGCAACCCAGAAAAUAAUUCCUGAUCAAAACCUAAUCGGAAACUUAGCCAAGUUAAUAAAUCAAAGCCUAAAAUCAACAAAUAACUCUUAUUAUUUGACAAAUUCUCAUGAUAGCAAUUGCUCUGUGGAAGACCGUCUUCUUAAUAAACAAAAAGAGUAUGAUGAAAGACGUAAAAGUAAAAGAGAAGAAACUCAAGAGGUACAAUUUAAGGAAUGCACAUUUACCCCAUCGUUAAAGAAAAAGACUGUGGCCCAACAUAGUCAAGCUGACAUUAACGAUAUGAAGAAGAAGUUACAGGCAAGUGCUUAUGAUGUUCUCUUAAGAGAAGAGUCUAAGAGUAGUCAGAUAAGUCUGGAUCAGACAAGGACAGAUCAUAAGGAAAGUCAACCUCGCCAAGAAGUAGAGAUCUCACAAAUUUCUGGGAUUUCAAAUACCAAAGAAUCUUUUUCUAACCAUCCAGAAGAGAAGUUCCAAGAGCAACCUUCAGCUCAAAAGCCAUUAAGUCAUACCUCAGAUUUUCCAGCUGAAGAUCCUGAGGAAGAUAGAUAUGAUGAAGAAGCUAAGGAACUUGGCAGCUAUCUUCAAGAAAAUUCUCUUGAAGAAGUUCACAAAGAUGAGAAUGUUGAUUUGACUCCACAAAAGAAUGCAUUUAGCCCUGAUGAUGUUCAAUCAGGAACCGACAAUGAGCCUCUAGAGCUCCCUAGGACGACUCCUGAGCAAGAGUAUAGCCAUGAAUAUGAAGAAGAGGAAGACUCAGAGGAAAACUAUCCCAUCCUCUUCCUCGAUGUCAAUCUUGGAAAAGACAAAGUAGAGAGACUAGUCAUUUUUGACGGAGAUGAUCCACAAACUGUAGCAGAAGAGUUCUGUCAGAAGAACGGCCUGGAAGAAAAGAAAAGGAAAAAAUUAGCCAAAGUUAUCAAGAAACAGCUCGAUAGCCUUCUCACAAGGAUUGAUGAAGAUGAAGACGAAGAGGAGUCUAGAGAUUAACCUUCUAAUCUAAUGAUCAAAUAGAAUAAUAUUAUUUAUACUUU